AUGACAGAAUAUGUUUAUUUGCCAAACCCUCAACACCCCUCAGCAGCAGCUACCUUCUUGGGUGUUGCUGCUUCUGCUGGUGCUGCUCGUGCUGCUGCUCCUGCAGCUGCUACUGCUGCUGCACCUGGUGCUUCAGCUGUUGCUGCUGCUGCAGCUACUACUGCAGCAGCUGGUGGCAGCCUGCUGCUCUUCUUUCACGGCGGCCUUUGUGGGAGCGACCAGCUGCUGGCUUCGGGUCUUUCUUUUCCUUCAAGCAUCAGCAACUUGCUGCUGCUUAAUAGACAGGGCUACCUUCGUUCGUCUGCUCCUCCUCUGUGGGAGCAGCAGCAGCAGCAGCACUUCAGGCCAAAGCGCAGCAGGUCUCCUGUCCUCUCCGCUGCAGAGAAAAACUUGAUGUACAGACACCGCAUUUGGACCCAGGCAGCGCUUUUCAACGGCGUAGUCAGACGCGUGCAGCAGCAGCAGCAGCAGCAGCAGCAGGAGCAGGAGCAGCAGCAGCAGCAGCAACAGCAACAGCAGCAGCAGCAGGGUGUGCACCUGCUGGGUGUGGGUGUGGGGUGCGCGCAUGCAAUUGCCUACGGACAUUUCUUCCCUGAAGAAGUGCUUAGCAUAUCAUUGAUAGAGCCGCUGCUGCAGCUGCAUGCAGGUGCUGCUGGGGGGCCCCUGGAGGCCCACACCCUCCGUCGAGUUGCGGUGUAUCGGCACCUCUUUGAGCGGCUGCUGCCGCAGGGCGCAGCAAAACUCAGAUUACCUGCCCCCAAGAUUUCUUUCCUUGAGUUUGUAGCAGCAGCAGCAGCAAAUUACCUCCCAGCAGCUGCUGUCUUCGUGCUGCUGCAUGCGGCGACAGCCAAUGCGCACACAGCGCCGCUGCCCGCGAUGCAGCAGCUGCUGCAGGACAUGCAGCAGCAACCCUCACUGCAGCAGCAGCUGCAGCAACUGCUGCAGCAGCAGAUUCCUGCCGGGACACUAGACGCUCGUACGCAAGCAGCCUCUCACUCGCACCCCGAGCAGCAGCAGCAGCAGCAGCUGUACAAGCAGCUGCUGCUGCGACUGCAGCACAUGAACGGCUGCUGCUGCAUGGCUCAGCGUCUGGAAGGAUUUAUUGAAGAUUGCUUGCUGCUGUGGGGAGACUCUAAAGAGGCUGCUGCUGCUGCUUGGCUGGCGGAGUGCUUCUCGGCGCUGCAGGUCCCUCGGCUAAUUCUGCAUGCAAGCAGCAGCAGCAGCAGCAGCAGCGAGCUGCAGAGGGCUUGUAAUGCUUCAGGGGCCUCUCAGGCACCGCUGGUAGUUCAGCAAAUCCACGGGGCCCAUCCACAUACUCUCUUGCUGACGCAUGCGAAGCACAUCAGCGGGGUGCUGCAGCAGCAUCUGCAGCAGCAGCAGCAGUAG
This is a messenger RNA of Eimeria acervulina, 1386 nucleotides long. RefSeq lists its product as hypothetical. The coding region runs from base 1 to 1386 and encodes 461 amino acids. NCBI's taxonomy places the organism in Eukaryota, Apicomplexa, Conoidasida, Eucoccidiorida, Eimeriidae. The record is from RefSeq and is a predicted model, not a curated record. The transcript has a single exon.